Messenger RNA from Synchiropus splendidus (mandarinfish), 7735 nucleotides. It is a transcript of the gene ncam1b, whose product is annotated as neural cell adhesion molecule 1b. The coding region runs from base 239 to 3718 and encodes 1159 amino acids. Gene Ontology annotation, biological process: axon guidance; dendrite self-avoidance; homophilic cell-cell adhesion. The transcript is spliced from 22 exons. Gene Ontology annotation, cellular component: axon; plasma membrane. The record is from RefSeq and is a predicted model, not a curated record. Gene Ontology annotation, molecular function: cell-cell adhesion mediator activity. NCBI's taxonomy places the organism in Eukaryota, Metazoa, Chordata, Actinopteri, Syngnathiformes, Callionymidae.
AAGGCGCUGCUUGUCAGUCAGACUUUGAACAACGUACUGGCGCUCAUCACUGCCGACCCCCGAACGACCGCUGCUGCUGCUGCUGUGGCUGAUACAGACAGUCGUCACCGUCGAGCAUCUCUCUGCAACACUCUCCAGGAUGCACUAAAGCGGAUAGAAACCCGAGGGCAGCAGCACCGUUGGGAGCGAACAGAGUCCGAACCGUCGCUGCGCCGCCGUGACGUCCGCGGGAGUUACGAUGGUCCGGUCAAGGGAUAUUCUCUUCGCCUUGCUGCUCGUUGGCUCCGCGGUUUCACUUGAAGUGCAGAUCAUGCCCAGUCAUGGUGAAAUCAGUUUGGGCGACUCGAAAUUCUUCAUGUGCGAAGUUGUAGGUGCUGCCAAAUUCAUCGAUUGGUAUGGACCAAGUGGGGACAGGAUAGAGCCCAACAGACCAGACAUAACAGUAACCCGCAACGAUGAGUCAUCGUCCACCCUCACACUGUACAAAGCUGUGAGUGAAAAUGCAGGAACGUACAAGUGCGUCGCAUCCAUGGGAGACCAACAAGCCGAAGCAACUGUCAACGUGAAAAUAUUCCAAAAAAUCACUUUCACUAACGCGCCAUCGCCUCAAGAGUUUACGGAAGGAGACAACGCCAACAUCAUCUGUGACGUCAUCAGCUCGCCUCCACCGACGGUAAUCUGGAAGUAUAAAGGAGCCACAAUACAGAUGGAAAAAGACGUUCGCUUCAAGAUACUCGCCAACAAUCACCUUCAGAUUCGAGGUAUAAAGAAGACAGAUGAAGGCUUCUACACCUGUGAGGUCCGACUCAUGACCCGUGGCGAAAUCGAUCUGCGGAUGAUCAAGGUUGUUGUAAACGUGCUCCCCACCAUCAGAAUAUGGCAGACAGAGGUUAAUGCCACGGCAGACAUAGGGCAGCCAGCCAUGUUGACCUGUGCUGUUGAUGGCUACCCUGAACCCAUGGUGACCUGGACAAGGAACCAGGUUGUUCUGGAAGCCGGAGAGAAGUACAGUUUUAACGACGACGGCUCCGAGAUGUCACUCAUGGACGUCACCAAGCUUGAUGAAGGAGAAUACACCUGCAUCGCCAAGAACAAGGCAGGGGAGAGUGAAAAGGAGCUCAGUCUGCGAGUAUUCGCCAAACCGAAGAUCACAUACAUAGUAAACCAAAGCACUUCAGAGAUGGAGGAGCAAGUCACGCUGACUUGUGAAGCUUCAGGAGAUCCUACUCCCACAAUCAGCUGGAGCUACGGAGGGCGGGCCUUUGUCGAGGGAGAUCAGGCACCCCUUAACAGGAUCUACCAGGCAUCGUGGACUCGCCCUGAACAAUAUAAGAGCUUAGAUGGGAACGUUGUGGUGAGGAGUGACGCGCGCGUCUCCUCCCUCACGCUCAAGUUGGUCAAGUACACAGACGCGGGCCAGUACCUGUGCUCGGCGCGCAGCGCCAUCGGCGAGGACGAGCAGUCUGCGUUUUUGGAGGUCCGAUACGCCCCCAAGAUCCACGGUCCUGUAGCUGUGUACACCUGGGAGAGAAACCCAGUCAACAUGAGCUGUGAGGUGAAGGCUCAUCCCAUGGAAGUCAACAUUGCUUGGUUCAGAGACGGGCAGGAGCUGCCCAACAUAAACACCUCCAACAUUAAGGUCUUCAGGUCCUUGUUGGUGAGCUACUUGCAGAUCACGCCGGAGUCUGAAAACGACUUUGGGAGCUACAACUGCACGGCGUCCAACGAGAUGGGGACAGAGUCGAAGGAGUUCCUGCUCAUUCAGGCCGAGGUGCCAUCAUCUCCAUUCAUCCAAGAGGUGAGACCUUUUUCCACCACGGCGCAGAUGCAGUUUGAAGAGCCUGAAGCGAACGGAGGAGUUCCAGUUCUGAAGUACAAAGCAGAGUGGAGGACGCAAGGUCGAGGGAGCUGGCAGCACAGAAUCUUCGAUGCCCAAGACGGCUCGAUCACCGAGGUGACAGUCACAGGCCUGAGGCCAGAGACCAGCUACGAGGUGAAGCUGUCCGCCAUCAAUGGCAAAGGUGAAGGCGAAAGCAGCCCCGCCGAGUUCUUCAAGACGGAACCAGUCCAUGGCAUUUUUCAUAUUUUCUCUGAAGACGCAGGAAACCCAAACCCGCCUAAACUACAAGGCGCCCUCCAGUCCAAAGGCAACUCCUUCAAAGUGAGUUGGAUCAAGCAGGAUGACGGCGGCUCCCCCAUCUUACACUAUCUCGUCCGCUACAAACCAGCAAAAGACGCAAACUGGAAACCCGAAAUCCGACUUCCCAGCGCGAGCGUGCAUGUGGUCCUCAGUGAGCUGGAGUGGGACACAGAAUACAAUGUUCGUGUGGUGGCCGAGAAUCAGAAGGGCAAGUCUGACCCGGCGUUGAUCUCCAUCCGGACCUCGUCAGAACCCGCCGCCAUCCCUGAUUUGGGCGACGAGGCGGCGCUCUCCAUGGGCAUCUUCCUCUGGGCAGGGAUCCUUGUCGUGGUGUUUGUACUCCUGCUGCUGGCUGUCGACGUCACCUGCUACUUUGUGAACAAAUGCGGCCUCAUCAUGUGUCUCUGCGGCAAGUCUGGCACUGGCACCAAGGGCCACAACCUGGAGGAGGGCAAGGCUGCGUUCAUGAAAGACGAGUCCAAAGAGCCGAUCGUGGAGGUGAGAACAGAAGACGAGUGCACGGCCAAUCACAACGCAGCCGGGCCGACAGAACCCAACGAAACCACGCCGCUCACAGAGCCUGAGCUGGCGGCUUUCACUGCUGCUCUGGCACUGGACACGCUCUCCUCCGUAGCCACCAACUCUGACACGGCCACCGCGACCCUUGACCCCGCUCAGGACAGCCCCUCUAGCGAGACCACCACGCUGACUUGCAGUCUGUCCACCCCGGCCAAUGACCCCUCGCCCACGCCGCUGCCAGCCCCGGCCCCGACCCCAGAAUCGAACGCCGCCCCGCCGACUCCACCGAUUUCCAAUUCGGAAGUGGAAGCUAAAAUGGCACCUCUAGUGGAGGAAAGAGAAAAUAAACCUGCCGAGGAGCAGGAGAAGAAGACCACUCUUCCCAUCACCCCUGACCUGCCCAGACCUCAGAAAUCUGGAACACCAAUCCCGCCCAAGCGCAGACACUCCCCAAAACUUGCGGCGUUGAACGCCAUGAAAAACAGCCCCCCUGUAUCACCGCUAGCAGCGUCCCCUUCCCCCACCACGCCCACCAGGAAGCCGGCUCCCAGCCCACCUGUCACAAAGACCACCACAUCAGACAGUGAGACGCCAGCUCAGGCUCAGUCAGACAACACUGCCACAGACCCCAAAACGACCUCAAAACUAGGUGACCAAAACGUCCUUCCAGGUGACGCUAAAGCUAACAUUCCGUCAGCUCCCAAUUCAGUGGUUGCUGAAAAGGUGGCGGUAGAGCCCGCUGCCCCAAAGGUCACUCCCCAAAACCCCACAAGUCACCCCUGCGUCACACCCAAUAGCUUCAUAGCCUCACCGCAAGACACGUACGACUUCCUAAUCGACGACAUGGGUCUUAAAAACUCAGGCUUCGAGCUGGAGCUGAGUAACGGCACGGUGAGCCCCUGUCAACCUCCCCCAGACCUGAUCAGUUUAGAGAGCCCGCCCUCCGCCCCCUUCUUGCCCAACGGAGACGGAGCAGACCUCUCCCCUUCAGUUCUGGAGGCAUCAGAGACUCGAGCAAAGGCCGCUCCUCCUGUCAACGAUGAGUACGGCGCCCUCUAGAGGAAAAUCAAGCUGGAGGAGGAGGCGGAGCUAGCCAACGCCCUGACAGAGAUCACCGCGGAACACAACAGUGUCAUACAGACAAAAUCCACACAGAGCAAAGCGUGAUGGGAAGGAAGGCGCCACUUUUGAUUCAACCCCAAAAACAUUCUGAGAGCAGCGGCCCGCGCUGCCGGAGUUUUUGAUUUCCAGUGCCCUUAACCACACGUUCAUGAGUACACGCUUGUCUGUCGACGGAGCCGAGCUACAUCUGCAACCAAGACGUUCGAGCUCACCAAGAUAUUUAUUAUUUUUUUAUGGUUUUAUUUAACCUGCCGAGGAGUUUAGGGAGAAUCUCUAAUAUAUAUAUAUGUAUAUGUAUAUAUAUAUAUAUGAGCUGCUCAUGGAUUUGGGCUGUACGGAAGUGUAAAGAAAAAAAAAAAAGAAGAAUUUUAAGAGAAAUUAUUUUUCUUAUGUUGUACUGUUUCAAUGUGACACUGAUUUGUUUGGGAUUUUUAGCGUAGCUUGUUAUGCAUGUCAAAACCAGCAAGUUUAUUUUGGUCUGUCGUGGAGACGUGUCUUCCCGCGCAGACAUGCGCUGGCACAAGCGAAAACCCGGGCUGGAGUUCAACUCUGAAGACAGGCUAGGGAAUCCCCUCCCCCCACAGUUUGGAUCCACCCACUUCAAAUUGGCCGUCACCGCCUCACCGGCGUUCACCAAAUCUUUUGGCACAAGAAGAAAAAAGGAAACGUAAAAAAAAAAAAAGACUCGCCAGCGGAACUCUGAUUCCCAGCCGAGGACUGAGGAAUCAGGUGAAUGUCUCAUGAUCCCGAGCUCAAUACACACCACGCGAGUCUGCGAUAACCAUCCUCGCUCCGCCGCGGACCAAAGGCUCCUCCUCGUCACACUUUUUGGGAGGAUGAUAAAGAGCAUUUUUGUACUAUUUAAAAACUACAGAGACUUCCAUUCCUGCCUGCGAGCUUGUGCACUGUGCCUGUGUGUCGGUAGAUUGUCCUGUCACUGGUUUCCAUGAUAAUCUGCAUAGCUUUGUCGUGAGCUUCUUUCUUUUGGUUCAGAUGAAUAUAUAGCGAUAUCUACUGUAAAAUUAGAAGAAAAAAAAAAGUAUGAUCAAUGGACUAACGUGAUAAUUAUAAUAAUAGGUGUGGUGUAUUCAAUUGUCUGCGGUCACAGCGCUAUGUUAUUGCCAGUGGAAGGAUUUGAGCCGUGGCAUGAAUUCUAAAACUGCGAGGCCGAUCAACGUGUCCGGUUGGGUCCAUAUUGGAGUCUGUGAGUGUCUUUGGAGCCCGUUUGUGCGUGAACACAUACUGUUCUUAUCUUUUUUUUUUCUUUUUUUUUGUCUCUCCCUCAAUUGUUAAUCGAGUGUCCUGUACUGUGGUCUCUUUUUUUUUGCAUUCUUGUCUUUCUGUUCCCUUUUUUAGAAAAAAGAAAAACUCACCCAGCUUUACAGUUCAGGACUGAGACUCGGGAAGCAGGGCGGUCGUGAAAUGUUUGCUAGCUGGAUUACGGCAGGUGUGGAUUUAGAAUGCUGUUCAGGGUUCAACCCAGGAUUUUUUCCGGGUGUAGGGGGUGUGUCCAAUAGAGAAUGGGGCGGGCGACAGGGAAGACAAAAGCAGGGCAGAUUGAACGUCUUUCACCUUCACCCGACUUAGAUUUAGACUUAGGAUCCUACCUUAUAAGGCCAAGUCCUACUCAACUGACAUUGGAGUCUAAGCUGGGGGUUUCCCAUUAUAGCGAGUCCAUAUCCCAGCAUAGGCGGCCCAUAUGCUGUGAAGGGCGCUUUUACACUGUGGGUUCUGUCUCAAGACAAAGCUCUUUCGGCUCAGAAGUCAGAGGUGUCGUGGACUUGAUCCCGGCUGGAGAGCUCCACCUUAUCUCGGGAAACUCUCAGUGGGCAGUGAGCUUCUCGCCACAGGCGACUCGGCGCUAGAUGCCAGAAACUACGUGUACCUCGUGACGCCACACAAACAUGAUAAAUGCCGGGCAGUAAAGGGUCUGGUCGCUGUCUGGGCGCACAACAUGGUUCAAAAACAACUUCUCAAACACCCAGAACUCUGGGAGCUGCAGGAAAAUUGUGCUCGGGACUCGCGAUGUGUGCGGGUGUUUGUUCGCCUUUAUUAGGCUGAUAAACACCAGAUUUUAUUGACAGACAUAUUUGCUUAGAUGAAUAAUGCCGCGCUCUACAGUGACUGCUUUCACCGCUGAUCAGCUGUCUGCAUGUGGAGGACAGUGAAGAGGAAAGACGCAGCUCUCUCACUGUGUUCAACGCGUUGUGAGAGCAGCGUGGAUCAGUCAAGACGCUUCAUAUUACACAGCUUGGUUCCGCUAUUUCCUUGUAAAAUAACCAUGACAAGACUGUUCCAUGUUUAGUUUUGGCUGUGAAACGCCACAUUCUAUAUUCAAUAUCUGAGGUGAGGACGACUCGUCGUGCUAAGAAUUGGCAGAAAUAAGGAGGUCAAGCUGAUGGUGGUAAAUAGGUUGUUGCACGGCUCAUGACAACUUCCUUGAGACGUGCUUCGUUGUGAGCCACAAACCCACUAUUAUGAGCAGAGCGCCUCCAUCUGAGGAGGAAAAAAGGACAUGGCCUGAGGCACAUAUGUGCGAGGCUGCACAGCAGGGGGCGAAUCACCCGAGACAGAACCCGCAGGGUGAAAAGCCCCGAAGAAUCUGUUACAGGAUCAGGUCUGCACCCCCACAUUUAUGGCCACUGUUCCAGCAGCAGGUGAAUAUUUGGUGUAAACCACGAGACUUGACUGUAGGUCAGCGCUGCCAAAUGAAAACCCGUCAGAAGCUCUGUCAUCUCUCAGACACUCGGUGUAAAGGGGGAACUUCAACAGUCCAACAUGUAAGGUCAUUUUCUGAGACGCGACCAAAGACCGCGUCCAACUCAGAUCAGUUGUCAUGACAAUGCUGAAUCAGAGCCAGUGUUAUCAGCAGGAGACGUGGAGUAUAGCCACAUGUGAGACCUGGCAAUAGAUCAGAAGCCCGACUCAAACCCUAAAAUGGUGAGGCAACGACUCAUGGUGUUGCUCAUGAUGCUAACAUGCAGCAACAAAAGCAAUGCACUGCAAACGCGUAUGUCGGUUCAGAGAUAUUGUCCCUGCAGGAAGUGAAGGAAGUACCUUGACAGUGAAGGAGUUCGAGACUUGACCCAGUCGACAAAUAAAUGUGCGCGAGCAUUUUGACAAGGAAAGUGGCUCUUAGCUCCAUCGACAUCGACAUGCUAGUUUGUCUUACUGUGUGCUCUGUUGUGGGAACUGGUAUCAAACUGUGGGCUUGAGUUCAUGUAGAAUGCUCAUGUUUGGUUCUGGGAUCCAUUUUGUUAUUCGCCAGUGCGAGUUUGUCAGGAUCAAGUUCGCUGUCUUUCGCAGGUCGCCCGCGCGCUCAGCUUGACAAACAACUGUGACGUCAUUGCUGUUUACAAACCUCAAACGGGUCUAUAGAUCAAGAGAAACCAUAUCAGCCGCUCAGACUUGGAGAACGCGCUUCAAAAGUUGGCACUUGUUAAAAAAUGUGGUCUUACUUUGAGGAACUUCCUCGGCUCUCGGAGACUCAGCUUGGGAACAUCACCAUUCUAGCAGAACCAGAGAUGUGGAGUAGAGCCAUCUGUCUGACCUAGCAUUGGAUAGGAAACACAGGUCAGCCAUUGUUCCAACAUAUGUAACCCGAACCAUGUGCUAUUUCUUCCUAGCCAUUUUUUAUUGACACAGCCCAGAGUGGACUGAGCCGUGACCUAUGACCCCCUAGAGAACACAGUCAGCUGAGGUCAGUGGCCAGAAUCUCCGUUCAUGAAGGAGCUCUGUCAUCCGUCGGCGUGUCCCCGUGAUACGGUCAGAUUUUCUCUCUUGUCCCUCGCGCAUCAGUUGCUUCUCUUGUCAACAACUGACUGAAAGCGGUGAUCUGAGCUCCACCACCACCUUGCUUCCUAGUCUCCUCACUUCGUGGAACGGAUCCGUGUGUACAGUCGGACUGCUAACCCAUUUUCAAAAAAUAAAAAAAAACAAGGUUUCCAAAGCUAA